Molecule: messenger RNA, 1077 nt
Organism: Thalassophryne amazonica
Lineage: Eukaryota; Metazoa; Chordata; Actinopteri; Batrachoidiformes; Batrachoididae
Product: MAGE-like protein 2
Exons: 3
Coding region: 59-532 (157 amino acids)
Source: RefSeq, a predicted model, not a curated record
AAGCAUAAACACAGAAAGGGUGGAGUGGGAGACUUACUCUCAGCUGAACACUGAAAUCAUGGCUCAGAUAAGUAUAAGUGAUCCAACACCCUGCGACAAGAUCCCAAGUCCAUCUCUGCAGAGAAAAAUUCAGUCAAUGUCAAAACUUCCUCCAGACUACAGUGGUCUCCAAAAGAUGCCUCCAGCCAAACAGUAUAUGACAUCUCAACCAAAGGGAUUCACAACACAAAUUCGACCACCCAGCAUGGUAAAGCAGACUCAUGUGCCAGCUCGUCAACUACCCAGCGUGGUAAAGCAAACCCAUGUGCCAGCUCGUCAACUACCCAGCGUGGUAAAGCAAACCCAUGUGCCAGCUCGUCAACUACCCAGCGUGGUAAAGCAAAUCCAUGUGCCAGCUCGUCCACUACCCAGCGUGGUAAAGCAAAUCCAUGUGCCAGCUCGUCCACUACCCAGCGUGGUAAAGCAAAUCCAUGUGCCAGCUCGUCAACUACCCAGCGUGGUAAAGCAGAAACGUGUGCCAGGCCGUCAAUGAUCUUGACUCAUCUGUCAAAUAAAUACUUGUAGGACACAGCUUUGUGCAUGCAGUCUGUACAUAUGAAUAUACACACAAUGGUUUAUUUGAUUAGAAAUGUAUUUUUUUUACUCCCAUUUUCUUUCAUUCAUUUUUUUUGUAACAUUAUCAAUGCAUUUUUAAAAACUCUUUCAUAAAAUGUUUGUUUUUCCAUUGUGAUUUUUUUUAAAUUUCUUUUGUCAUUGUAUUUUCUGAACCUUCUUGGUGAUGCAGAAUGUUUCUUACAACAAACUGUAUACAAAUCAGAAAGAAUGCUUUUGUUGGAUGGUGUUUUGUUUUUGUGGCAAUUAUAUGCGGGAAAAAUCUACAAUGAGAUAGAAAUGGAUGUUAAAAAGUCUUUCGUCUGUUGUAAAUCAACAAUAACAAGUUUUUUAAAUGUGUACACAACAGGAUAUACAACAUCAAUUUGUACAGCUUCACACAAAACAUUAAUGCUGAAAUACAGAUAUUAUUUGUAAUACCAGAUGAUUCAGUUCAAAUAAAAUACAGUUUAUUAUUGUAUUCAA